Molecule: messenger RNA, 2610 nt
Organism: Syngnathus acus (greater pipefish)
Lineage: Eukaryota; Metazoa; Chordata; Actinopteri; Syngnathiformes; Syngnathidae
Exons: 11
Coding region: 291-1691 (466 amino acids)
Cellular component (GO): cytoplasm; membrane
Molecular function (GO): PDZ domain binding
Source: RefSeq, a predicted model, not a curated record
GGAGGAGGCGGGGGAUCACAUCCGGGGCUGGUUUUAUUCUAAUAACGAACCUCCAACCCGGAAAAAGUGCUAAGAAGCAGACUUUUCUGUUAUCGAUCACACUGACAAAUAAGCAGGGCGGGCAGGGGUCCUCUGGUGCACGCUGGACCUCCAAAAAGUUGUUUUUAAAACUUGUUGGCUUCCGACAUGUAGGUCUACUGGUGUCGUCGCAAGUGUGCUUCGUAGCGGUCCUGGGAGCUGGUUGUGUUGGGGCAAGAGUCUGCGAGGCGGUGACAUGUGAUAGCGGCAGCAUGCCGUACAUGGACCGACUGAACCGCGUGUGUGGAUUCCUGGAUAUCGAAGAGAAAGAGAACAGUUGCCGUUUCCAGAGGCGUUACUUCAUCCUGGACACUCAGGGGAAUGCUUUGCUGUGGUACAUGGACAACCCUCAGAACCUGCCCAGUGGAGCAAGCUUUGUUGGCAGCGUGAGACUAACCUAUAUCUCCAAGGUAAAUGAAGCUACUGGGAAGCAGAAGCCAAAGACAGAGUUCUGCUUUGUCAUCAAUGCAGUAUCCCGAAGGUACUUCCUCCAAGCCAAUGACGCGACAGACAUGAAGGACUGGGUCACUGCUCUCAACCAGGCCAGCAAGAUCACCGUUCCUAAGACUGGUGCUGCACCUGCAAAAUCCGACGUGGCCUCAGUUAUCAGUGACACUUACCGAGUGGGGAAGCAGCAAGCAUAUAAGACGGAGAUCCACGGAGGCGUGGUAGUGCACACACCCAUUCUGGUAAAAUGGCCUGACCUUAAAACUACAACUUGUAUGUUAGCAAAUACUUUCCGCGUGUCAUUAUGGAUGAGUCAAACACGCGCUGUCCAAAAGCAUGUGCUGAUAACACGCGGUUGUUUUAAUGACACCAUCAUUACCUUGCAGAAUGAGAGCAUCAAGCCUGAUGUGCUGAGGUUCGGUUACUGUGUCAAACAAGGCAAUGUUAGAAAAAGCUGGAAGAGACGCUUUUUUACCCUCGAUAACAAUGCGGUCAGUUACUACAAGUCAGAGAUGGACAAAGAGCCUCUGCGAGCCAUUCCCCUCAGGGACAUUCAGAAAGUUCAUGAAUGUCUCGUCAAAUCGGGUGAGCUCCUGCAGAGAGACAAUCUGUUUGAGAUCAUCACCGGAUCCCGAACCUUCUACAUACAGACAGACUCUCCAGAGGACAUGCAUGGUUGGAUCAGGGACAUUGAGAUGAAGAUUCAGGAUUUUAGAGGCCCUAGCAAGGGAUUUUCAUUUAAAAGAGCUUCAUCUCUUUAUCGGAGUCACAACGCUUCAGCGAGUCGAAGCCACCGAGUCGUCGAGCAGCGGCCGACUCUGGUCAAGUCGUGCUCCGUGGCACCGGGCUGGCAGCCGUGGACGCCUAUCCCUGCGAAUGAGGCGUCCAUCUUGGAUGCGGACGACAACGACAGCGCUUUCAGCACCGUGCCCACAUUGGCCUCACUCUCCUCCUCCCCCAACUCUUCCUCCACGUCCUCCUCCUCCAACUCUCUCUCCACCCUAAACCCGUGCCCCGGUAUGCCUAUUAGUGGAUUGGGCAUCCUCACGGCAUCCGGAGACGUGGCAUGCGGGCGUCGGAGGCACCGUUCGCAGCCUCAGUCUCACACAGGCUGCAUGUUCCCCUUUAGCCUGGAUGAUGACAGCAUCCGCACCACUGAUGUCUAGGUUCUGUGGGUUCUAUGUGGUUCUUGUUUGUCUAUUUGACUGGUCAUUGUGGUAUAUCCCCUUACUAACAAGGUGACCCUGUGUCAAUGUUAUGACUAGCAACGAGGGCCCCCAGCUAGUCAUCUCAAUGUGUUGCAGAUGAUCUGGGAGCCAAGAGGAACAGUAGCGCUGAAUUGUUAGAGGGCUGUUUAAAAAAAAAAAAAAAAAGGAUUCUGUUGUUGGUUUGUGCAACUUCCUCAAAAACUUGAACUUUGAUUGUUGGACUGCAGGGCUACAAAUGGCACAUGCAUUUAACCAUUUGCACUUGUCUUCAAUUUGACCUUCGGGGCAGAAAAAAAAAAAAAAAUGCUAGAUGUUGUCAGCAUGUACUGUAUAUUUUAGUAGUUCAUAGGCCUCCUCUUUUAGCAUUCUUUCCGUGAUAGACGUGUGACGCAGCGAUUGUCGGCAUUCGACAAGCAUUUCCUGACCACAAACGAGACAAGUGAAAGUGUUCAGUCAACUUCAAUCUUAAGAAAACAAAGUUCACACAACAGUGUAGAUUGAAACAUCAGCCAUUGCUAAGCAGGAAGUGGUGAUGCCGUAAUAAAUAAUACAGCCGCUCCAUAUGGUACUUGAUGAAGAAUACAUAAUAUAGAUGAGCUGUUCAGAGGUUUCUAAAUGUGACCCACCCCCUUCCCUGCAGCAUUGUGGGGGUGUAAAUGCUGCCGUUUCUUUUAAUUUAUUAGCAAUUUUGCACUUCUUUGUUUUUUUUAAACCUUUUUAUAUGCUUAACCACUUUCAAAACUUCCUCGAAGAUGUCUCAAAUAGUUUGUUGUAACACCUGAGGCUUCAACUCGUGCUUGAAUGCUUUGCUCACUCGUUUGUCUGCACAUGUUGGUUUUCCUUCUUUUAUAAUAAAUAUUUUAUAUUUGUCUUAUAA